UCCAGUAAGAUACAUGUGACAACAGCCUCUCUCCAAAACCAUUCAACGUCAAGUGACCGCUUCCCAUCCAGUAAGAUAAAUUCGACUUCAGCCUCUCUCCAAAACCAUUCAACGUCAAGUGACCGCUUCCCAUCCAGUAAGAUACAUGUGACUACAGCCUCUCUCCAAAACCAUUCAACGUCAAGUGACCGCUUCCCAUCCAAUCUCUCAUCUCAAAGACAUGAAUCAUCAUAUCCUUCCAGCAAGCACCAACUAGAAAAUGGCCUCAACUUUACAGUUCAUCUUGAGGACAUUCUAAAAGUUGGAGCAGACGCAGUAGUCACUGGAGAAAGUCCAGAUCUGAGAGUCAUGAGCUUAGUGACUCAGAAGUUGUGUGAAUCAGGAGGAAUUAGAUACAAUGUAUGGAGAGACAGACUCUUGAGGCAAUACAGGAGACUCAAGUUUGGCAAAGUCUACGAAACAUCCACAUCUAUUACAGAUUUUCCAUAUAGAUACUCAUUCCACGCCAUUAUGUAUGUGUACCGAAGUGGAUAUGACAUGGAGUGGGCAACUGGUAUGGAUGAGAUCUAUUCAAAUAUCGUCAACAAAGCUGAAGAAAAGGUCUUAAGAUCUGUUGUUAUGCCUUUACUUGGAAGCGGUAGAGCUGGCGUCCCAGUUGAGGUGGCGAUAAACGUUUUACUGAAUUCAUUGUCAACGAAAUCAAGAGAUCACUUGAAGGAAGUUCACCUGGCUGUUGUGGAUAAAAAGAUUUAUGACAAGGUAGUGAAGGAAUGUCAGAAUCUGAACUCUAAACCAGCACCAGAGCCGAAGGAGGCCUGGGUUUCCACUGAAUUGGUCGUGGACCUUUCUGCUCCUACUACAUCCAAGAAUACCAAUCAAAGGUCUCCUGGCUUUUCAGAUAACAAACAUGGUGGCCGUUCUUUACAAUCCACCUUUUCAAAUGAUAAUCACACUGCGACUCUUAGGGGAAAGCUGUCGAAAUCGGCGAUCGAUCACACACAUGGUGACACACAUUCUGAUCACAACUCAUUGAUCAGUGCUCACAGUAAAAGUAGGAGAUCAUAUAAAUAUGAUCCCGAGUUUCAGUCAUUGCCAAGUGAAGCUAGAGAGAAAGAUGUAGACAAUACCAGACCAACAGGAAGAAGAGAUGAACCAAACAGCAGUGGGGCUAUAGGUGACGAUGUUGAACCAACAGGAAAUAAUCUGGCAUCACGAAGAGGCAGCCGGACUCAUGAAUUUCAGUCGUUACCAAAUGAAGCUAGAGACAAUACCAGACCAACAGGAAGAAGAGAUGAACCAAACAGCAGUGGGGCUGUAAGUGAUGAUGUUGAACCAACAGGAAAUAAUCUGGCAUCACGAAGAGGCAGCCGGACUCAUGAAUUUCAGUCGUUACCAAAUGAACUUCGAUCAGCUAGAGGUGAAGAUGCAGAUGACACCAAACCAAUAGGAAAAAGAGCAGAAUCAAACACCAUUGGAGCAGUAGGUGGUGUUGGUCCAACAGGAAAUGAUUGGGCAUCAGCCAGUAAGGCUAAACAUUUCACUGGUUAUAGACGGAGAGAUAAAAGUCAGAAGUCUGGUGGAUCCAGACACAGUGGAACAGGAGGUGAUCGGAAUACAUCUGGAACUGAUGAUGAUGAAGAUGUUAAAAAAAAAAUGGCAAUGAGUGUAAAGGACGCCACAACCAUGAGUUCUACUGAAGCAGACGACACUUGUCCAAUCUGUAUGGACAGCAUUAGUAAUCCAAAGAAGCUGUCAAAAUGUGGACAUGUGUUUUGUAAAGACUGCAUAGAUCGGUGUUUCAAGACCUACAACCCGGUGUGUCCAACAUGCAACACAAUAUAUGGAGAAAUCACGGGAACACAGCCUGAAGGUAACAUGACGGUCAAACGUGACCAAUACAGCCAUCUUCCUGGACAUCCAGACUGCGGAACCAUCACCAUCACCUAUCACUUUAAAGGUGGAAUUCAAGGUGUAAUGUUUGGAGCAUGAACCUUUCAAUUUAGCGCGAGCAUCCAAACCCAGGAAGCCGAUACCGUGGAACAUGACAUACAGCAUAUUUACCAGACUCGCCUGAGGGAUGUAAAGUUCUCCGUCUGCUGGAGAUAGCAUUUGACCGUAAACUGACCUUCAUGAUUAGCAGGUCAUCGACAACGGGAAGAGAAGACAUCAUAACGUGGAAUGACAUUCAUCACAAGAUGCGGGUGGAAGGAGGUGCGAAUAGAUAUGGGUAUCCCGAUCCCACGUACCUGUCACGUGUUAAGUCAGAACUGGAGUCUAAAGGAAUCACAGAAGCUGAUUUGUGAAUCCAUUAAAAAUAUUAAUGUCUCAAACCUGUGUAAAGCAACCACCUGCUUAAUAAGUACAUGUACUGAAAGCAAAGUGAUGGGGCAAUGUACCCCCAACUCUGAAUAUUAUACAUUUUCCUCAUUCCAACUGAGAGAUAAAUAAAUAUAUAGACUGAGCCACCACCUCCAUUUGUUGGCAUCUUUUAACACAUAUUUCUGGUGUAAGUUUAGCCAACAGUUUAUCGCUAAUGCUUGCUACUCCAGUAGUUUUUACACUAUACUCGUUUUACCCUCUGGCAAAAAUCCUGCUUUAGGAACCAGUCAAAAUAGUUUGAAAAUGUUAAAAUGGCUGACUGAAUGUAGGCAUUAUAGGUGACUACUUAAUAUAAGUUCAUCUGUACUAUCUGUGAGUUUAGUUUUGACGUUUAUGAAGAAAUGUGUUUGCUUAAUAUAAAUUAUAGUCUGUGUCAAACGGGAACCGAAUGUAAAUUUUGUAAUGAAUAAAGUUAAAAUAAACAUAAAAACGUAGUAGUAAAUUUUAAACCCAUACCAACUCUGGUAUCUUUUUGUUUCUUAAUAUAAAUUAAAAUGUUUCUUAAUAACAAAUUUCCAUAGAUUAAAUAUGAUUUUUAAUACAGCGAUAAAGACAAAAAGCUAGAACAGUAUUACCUGCAUGAUCAGUGAAGUAAUCCAUAAUGCUCAUCACAGACUAAAUGUAGAAUGAUGUAUGCUUUACUUUAGCUGUUCUAUCAGUUGCCUUAAUAUGUCUUAUCACAAAAGAAGAUUUAACCUAUUCAAUUUGAUGGUAGUGUGUAAAGAAACUUUUUUAUUUAGAUUAUUAAAAAAAAGUAUUUGAGUUGGUAUUGGUUUAAAACUAAAUAAUAUGUUUUUAUAUAUGAAUUUUAUAUGUUUAUUAAUUAUAAUCGAAUGUGUAAUAAGAAUAUAAUUAAUUUUAUUUGUACUAUAUGUGAGUUUAGUAUUGAGGUUUCGGGAGAUAGGUUUCUGCUUAAUAUUUAUAGGAUAUUAAACAAGCUUCCAUUUCGGAUCAUGUUUAUGUCCUGAGUAAAAUAAUGUUCAGUUGUCACGAGCUUUAGUGAGUGACAAUGAAAAU
Messenger RNA from Gigantopelta aegis, 3396 nucleotides. RefSeq lists its product as uncharacterized. Gene Ontology annotation, biological process: Notch signaling pathway; protein ubiquitination. The record is from RefSeq and is a predicted model, not a curated record. The coding region runs from base 349 to 1989 and encodes 546 amino acids. Lineage: Eukaryota; Metazoa; Mollusca; Gastropoda; Neomphalida; Peltospiridae. The transcript has 6 exons.